GUCAGCGAGGUAGCAUCGUGCGCUAGUUUGUUCCGGGACCUGGUGACUGGAGGUCGUUGUACUCGCGGUGAUAUUUUGUAAGGUCAUAGGGGUUGUUCAAACAAAAACACUUCUGUGCGAGGUUCAUUUCAUAAACUGGAAUUUUUGGAAAAAUUGAAUGAAGAUGUUUACAUGGAAAGCUUCUCUUAGUGGAUGAUGUUAAUUUAUUGAACAGUUUUUGAAAAUUUUUAGUCAAGUUAUUGUAGAAUAGACCGGAAGCUCUCUUUCUUUGGGCGCCUGCAUACGCAAGAAUUUCUUUUAUAAAUCAAACUUUUUGAUUUAAUAAAAAAAUCUACUGAAUUCUACUUUGAAAACAUCUUAUUUUUUUACAAUACGUCUGAAGACAAAGUAUUUUCCACAACAAAGACUGCUUAUAAACUUGUGCUUGGAGUAAAUUUAAUGGAAGAAUUUUCAUUUUGAGAAGAAAAUUUAAAAAGCAAAACCGGGUUUUGUGAGGCACAGGCAAACCUCUUCACCCGCACCCAAAAAAUCCAACAACGGAAGCCUGAGGGACUGCGACCGAACGGCGGACAAAUCGGCAAAAAACGGCUCUACUGGAGAUGGAUUGGGAGAACCUGGACUUGCAGUGGCUGAGUGAACUGGACGCAGAGUUGUCCUCCGAGGGCAGCACGACGGCGGCCCCUGCAGGCAACCUGCCGCAUCACGGCAGCUCUACGGUGCUGCUGAAAUUGCAGUACAACAUAACAGACGAGGGCUGGUGGUGGGGGCAGCGGCCGCGAUGGAAGAUCUUCUCAGUGGCUGCAGGCGCGGGUCUCGGUCUGGUGCUGCUGCUGCUGCUGGUAAUCUGCAUAGCUCUACAGUUCAGGAAAGGAAAUAAGAAUAAAACGCCUAUUCCUGAAGGAGGUGACAAACGUGCUUUCAAAGACAGCCUGGUGACGGCAGACUCCAGUGGACACAAGGCACAGCUUUUGCCCUCAGCUGAGUCCUUAAAUCAGUCUCCAUUCGACAAGGAUUUCAGUUUUGAUUUUUCUCCGGACCUCGGGGGAAGCAUCGGCUACCACCCAGCAUCCUACACCCUAGACCCCCCGUGUCAGUGCGUACCUCCUUGUCACUGCUGGCAGAACGAAACCAACCACGACGUCGACACCGAAGACUCCCUACUACCAAAGGGCACCAAUACUCAUACGACCUCAGACAUUAUCGGGACAAGGCCUCCAGAAAACGAAAAAUACUGUAACGCCUCCAACAACGAGGAUCUGGCAGUCUUGAACAUGAAUACUGUCCGGAUUUUGACGGAAUCUCAACCACAGUCGCCAUGCGAGCUGCAGCCCGGAGACCUGCAUGCGAUAUUCAUCGAGGGCUUCGCAAGCCUUAGAGUAGUCACGGAUCCUGAGGUGCACAAGCUUGUGUCUCCGGGUGCGGAAAUGGAAAGAAGUUUUUCAAGCUUUAAAACAACCUCAACUCCAACUACAGAACGCCGGACGUCUUCGAUCAGUCUACCUCUAAAGGGCUUUUUAAAGGCGGGAAUUUGUGUGAACAAAAGUUCGACGUCACCGUCAAUAUUCAACAACAACGACGACGAAAUUAACAUUUGCUACUACAAUAAGGACGAUGUCGACACUUCGAAAACCUGCUCUGAAUCCGCAAUCAUGAAGAAGGCGGAAAACUGCCGGCAAAUACGUGGGUCCGGUUCCCAUUAUUGCGUCGAAGCUGGCACUUCUAGUGCCCUCGAGAAGCUCGACUUGUCCUCUGAUUCUGGAUUUUGCGAACCUACCCCCAGUGUCAGCCCGUUCUCGCACUGCUACCGGACGCUGCCAUUGCACGGUAGAAAUGUCGGCAUCAAAUGUAUACCGGAAGAGCGCAUGUCAUCCACGACUUUAAAAUUCACGCCUGAAAGUCACAUAAAUUCAUUUAAAAAUGAAGCCUAUAAAGAUCUGGCGCCAUUUAUUUGCAGCCACGACAAAGGAACGAUAUCGUUUAAUUACAACCACGACAACGGCAAAACGUCGUGUAAUAAUAGCGACACGACUUACUUUAAAUGCGACAACGAUAACAGCAAGCCGGCGUCGCAAUAUAUGUCGUCCGGAAACGGAGGCAAGCUGUCCGCAGAUAGCCAUCCCUGCGCGGACAUGUCGUCUGAAAUUAACAUGGAAUCUUGGACGCGCUCGCUGCCGUCCAAAAACCGACGAAAAUGCUUCCAUGUGAACACUAAUGGCAGUUCUGUCGAUGCAGACAAGCAUUUUCCCUCAUGUCGAGGGUCCGGAGAACCUCCAGCGGUUCUGGUGUACAGAGAGAGAACCGCGCUCUGAAUUGCUAUCUGCAAUGAACCACUGAACCGUGGACAUCAGCGUGUACUUACGACUACUUUAACCUCGUCAGUUAACAUUACCCUAAUGAUGGUAAUAUUACCCUAGUGGGGUUAAUAUCACUCCGAUGAGGUUAAUAUUACCCUCGUAAAGUUAAUAUUACUCAUGUGAGAUUAAUAUUACACCAGUAAGGUUACUAUUACCCUCGUGAGGGUUAAUAUCACCCUAGUGAAGUUACUUUUACCCUAGUGAGGUUAAUAUUACCCUAUUAAGGUUAAUAUUACCCUAGUGAGGUUAAUAUUUUCCUGGUAAGGUUGAUAUUACCCCAUUGAAGUUAAUAUUUCCCUAGUGAGGUUAAUAUUACCCUAGUGAGGUUAACAUUACCAUGGUCAGGUUAAUACUCUCCUAUUGAGAUUAAUCUUACCCUAGAGAGGUUAAUAAUACCCUAUUGAGGUUAAUAUUACCCUAGUGAGGUUAAUAUUACCCUAUUGAGAUUAAUAUUACCCUUGUGAGAUUAAUAUUACCCUUGUGAGGUUAAUAUUACCCUGGUAAGGUUAAUAUUGCCCUAGUGAGGUUUAUAUUAGGCUAGAAAACAAAAAGAAUUUGGCAUGUGUUCAUUCUAUGACGGUAGUUUUCCUCUGUAUUUUCAAUGUGGGCCUGCUGAAAAUAACCUUGUUUAGGAUAUGUGUAAAAAAAUAGUGCAAUGCAUUCGUACACAAAUACUAAAGUUCACUCUGAGAGCAGAAUUAAGAUAAAUCGUUUGGCUUUUUAAAUAAAUUACCAUGUGAUGAACCUGACGAGCGAUAUUUCGGCAUACUUCGAUGAAGCUUUAGGGGAAUUUAAAUAUAAUUCAUUUGACUUCAAUGUAACUCUGGAGGAAUUGCAAUAUAUUUAAUUUACUAGUUUUUAUUCGGUAACAGUAGAUAUGAAAUAUCUGAGAACUUGUGAGAAAUUGAACGUAAUGGAGGUUGCAUAAAAUCACCGAGUAAAAAUGUAAAAUGUGACCAGGAAGAAAGAUUAUAAGAGAUGCAGAUGUGGAAAAUUCAUUCAAGGUGUAGCUGGUGAAUGGGUUUACUGUUAGGAAAUUAGUUUGUAAAAGUUAAAUAUUAGGAUUUCAUUAGAAAUUUUUUUCUGAAAGACUUUUCAAUGAUAAUACAUUUUUACAUGAUUUGCACAAUGAUCUUGCUCAGUUGUGUACGUAAUUUUAAAAUUGCUUUUGGAAAAAUUUUUGGAGCUCGAGCGUUUUUGACGCUCUCGAGCUCUCGAGCGUUUUGACUUUUAAACUGCGUGUUAAUAUACGAAAAUUAUUAUUUCAAGUUGAAAAAAAGUUUGCAUAUAAGAGUGUACAUCUUUAAGUAUAGAAGCUUAGAUAACUGUCUGAAUUUGUACAUGUUUGAUACGAGAAUGCAAGCGAAUUUAGAUCUUUAUUGUUAGAAAUACUUCGAUGUGAUGUCUUAUUUGCAUAUUAAAAUCUAGUAUAAGAAUUUUAUUUGUUUUAU
This is a messenger RNA of Hyalella azteca, 3805 nucleotides long. RefSeq lists its product as uncharacterized. NCBI's taxonomy places the organism in Eukaryota, Metazoa, Arthropoda, Malacostraca, Amphipoda, Hyalellidae. The record is from RefSeq and is a predicted model, not a curated record. The transcript has 8 exons. The coding region runs from base 600 to 2309 and encodes 569 amino acids.